CUUCCCCACCCUCACUCGUUAAAAACCCACGUCUUUCACUUCCAUCAUUCAAUUCAACCUUUCACACUCCCUCUCUCUUCACUCCUUUUGUCCCUUUUUUUUAGAUAUUUUCUUCCGAUGUUAAAGGACUGGUUCCCUGGAUUAGCAUUUAGAUGUGGAGAAGCUCUUGCUUUCUGGGUUUUUAUUCUAAUGAGAGAUCUUAGGAUUGGAUUCUUAAUUAAACUCUUCAAAAGAUCACUCUUUGCUGCUUUCAUCUGCAUUUUUGCUUUAGGAGGAGCCGUAGUGGGAACUGUAGUAGGAGCAAUGAAAGGGCAAACAACAGAAACUGGGUUUUUCAGGGGAGCUGGAAUUGGGGCUGUUGCAGGUGCGAUCACAGCCGUUCAAUUGCUGGAAUCAUUGGCUGAUGGGGAGUCAUUGUCUAAGGUGGCCUUAUUGGUUAGCUUAGUAAAUGGGAAGGUUUUCAUUGAAUGGGUAAGUCCAGCAGUGCUAAAAGCAUACCAAUGGCAAAUGAAUUCACUUGACUCGACAUAUAGAGAAAUCUCAGACAUAUAUGAUGUAAAUGGAGGAAAGGGUUUAUCUAGAAGUUGUAUCCAAAAGCUUCCAAUGCAGGAAUUUCAUUCUAUUGAGAGGAUCAAAUCAAGGGAGGAAUCUUAUUGUUCAAUUUGCAUACAGGGAUUAAAGGAUGGAGAAAUGGCAAGAAAUCUUCCCAGAUGCGGGCACAUCUUUCACUUAAAGUGCAUAGAUGAAUGGCUAAGCAGGCAAGGAACUUGUCCCAUGUGUAGAGAGCAUGUUCUUGACGGUGAUGGUGAAGAAGUGUAAAUCAGGAAAUUUUGAUUCACAAAAAAUUGAGUUUUUCUUUUUUGUUCUGAAAUCUGGUGUAUAUAUAGAGUCAUAGACCAUUGCACAAGGGUUUUGUAGCAACUUUUGAUAUUUCAAAGCAGUAAAGUAGCGGUGAUAUUAUAUAUUAUUCAGAUUUA
Messenger RNA from Gossypium raimondii (Peruvian cotton), 977 nucleotides. RefSeq names its product NEP1-interacting protein 1. NCBI's taxonomy places the organism in Eukaryota, Viridiplantae, Streptophyta, Magnoliopsida, Malvales, Malvaceae. Bases 118 to 819 code for a protein of 233 amino acids. The record is from RefSeq and is a predicted model, not a curated record. The transcript is spliced from 5 exons.